This is a messenger RNA of Drosophila ficusphila, 1819 nucleotides long. RefSeq names its product probable cytochrome P450 12a4, mitochondrial. The record is from RefSeq and is a predicted model, not a curated record. Gene Ontology annotation, molecular function: monooxygenase activity; heme binding; oxidoreductase activity, acting on paired donors, with incorporation or reduction of molecular oxygen. The transcript is spliced from 4 exons. Bases 25 to 1635 code for a protein of 536 amino acids. NCBI's taxonomy places the organism in Eukaryota, Metazoa, Arthropoda, Insecta, Diptera, Drosophilidae.
GCCAAGUUCCCAAGCAACGCGAAAAUGCUAAAAGUGCGCAGUGGUCUAACAUUAAUUCAGUCGCAAAAAGCGGCUCUCUCGCUCAGCACUCAAAAGCGCUGGCAAACAAAUGUUGCAACUGCUGAGGCGAGAGACGAUCCCGAAUGGCUGCAAGCGAAGCCAUUUGAUCAGAUCCCUCGCACCAAUUCGAUAUCAUUGAUAAUGAAACUAUCCAUGCCAGGGGGAAAGUACAAGAACCUGGAAAUAAUGGACAUGAUGAAGGCCAUGAGGGAGGACUACGGGGACAUAUUCUUUCUGCCGGGGUUGAUGGGCGCACCUCCCUUUUUGAGCACCCACAAUCCCAAGGACUUCGAGGUGAUUUUCCGCAACGAGGGCAUUUGGCCCCACCGUCCGGGUAACGAUACACUACGAUAUCAUCGCGAGGAGUACUGGAAGGACUUCUACGAGGGCGUCAUGGGCAUCAUUCCCUCGCAGGGAAAACCUUGGGGAGACUUUCGAACCGUAGUUAAUCCCGUUCUCAUGCAACCAAAGAACGUCAGAUUGUACUAUAAAAAGAUGUCGCAGGUUAACCAGGAGUUUGUGCAACGCAUUAAAGAACUGAGGGAUCCCAAUACUCUGGAAGUACCCGAUGAUUUCAUAGACACCGUCAACCGCUGGACCCUCGAAUCCGUAUCCGUGGUGGCCCUGGACAAGCAGCUGGGUCUGCUCAAGGAUUCGAACAAGGAGAGCGAGGCGCUUAGGCUUUUCCACUACCUGGAUGAGUUCUUUAUAAUAUCAGCGGAUCUCGAGAUGAAACCCUCGCCCUGGCGUUACAUUAAAACCCCCAAGUUGAAGCGAUUGCUGAAAGCUCUGGAUGGAAUCCAGGAAGUCACGUUGGCCUACGUUGACGAGGCCAUAGAUCGAUUGGACAAGGAGGCCAAGGCGGGUGUGGUGCGUCCGGAGAAUGAACAAAGUGUCCUCGAGAAACUGCUGAAAGUUGACAGGAAAGUUGCCACUGUUAUGGCGAUGGAUAUGUUGAUGGCAGGAGUAGAUACGACCUCAAGCACCUUUGCUGCACUCAUGCUGUGCCUCGCCAAGAAUCCGGAGAAGCAGGCUAAACUCCGGGAGGAGGUGAUGAAGGUCCUGCCCAACAAGGAUUCCGAGUUCACCGAGGCUUCGAUGAAGAACGUUCCCUAUCUGCGAGCCUGCAUCAAGGAAUCCCAGCGCGUUCACCCUCUGAUUGUUGGAAAUGCCCGUGUCCUUGCCAGAGACUCUGUGCUCAGUGGAUACCAAGUGCCAGCUGGAACCUACAUAUCCAUUGUUCCUCUGAAUGCCCUCACCAAAGAUGAGUACUUCCCCCAGGCUUCGGAAUUCCUGCCGGAGCGUUGGCUGCGAAGCCCCAAGGAUUCCGAGUCGAAGUGCCCGGCAAAUGAUCUGAAGACCACAAAUCCAUUCGUUUUCCUGCCCUUCGGAUUUGGACCUCGAAUGUGCGUGGGAAAACGCAUUGUGGAAAUGGAGUUAGAAUUGGGCACCGCUCGACUCAUUAGAAACUUCAACGUGGAGUUCAAUUAUCCAACGGAGAAUGCUUUCCGAUCUGCAUUGAUAAAUCUUCCAAACAUUCCGCUCAAGUUUAAAUUUACCGAUUUGCCAAACUAAUAUUUUGAUGCCUCAAUUUAAUGAGAGAUAAUAGCCAUUUAUAUUUGGCCAGUUUUAAAUUGUUGUGAUACUGUUGUGUUAUUAUAAUGAAUUAAUAUUGAAUGUAUAUAGUUAAUAUUUAAUGCCUUAAAGGAACACCUGACCCCAACUGUCAAUCAAUAAAACGCAUUUGUUUGUCUAUACA